AUGGAGCUGACACGAACGACAAUUUUUGUAAUCCAAUCCCUCUAUGUCUCCGGGUAUCUAACGCAGCCUGAAGGAGCUCAUGGCCGCGUGGGUCGACCACGAGAGACGUUCUCGUGGAAUAAGGUCCGUGGCCUGAAGCACUAUAAAUGGUGCAUCGAGAUCCGACUCGCCCGUGGAGCCAAGCACGCGCAAAUGCAUCCGAUCAGUGACUUUCGAUGUAUUGCCUUAAAAGGUACAGGCGAUUAUGAAGGACGUGAAGGCCUCGUUCGUUCACGGGUCACUGAGCGAUGA
Messenger RNA from Coprinopsis cinerea okayama7#130, 291 nucleotides. RefSeq lists its product as hypothetical. The record is from RefSeq and is a predicted model, not a curated record. The coding region runs from base 1 to 291 and encodes 96 amino acids. NCBI's taxonomy places the organism in Eukaryota, Fungi, Basidiomycota, Agaricomycetes, Agaricales, Psathyrellaceae. The transcript has 4 exons.